GUUAUUGUCAGGCCACACGUAGGACACAUAAUAUAUUGCUGAGCUCAGCCAAAGACUGACCCGUCAGUCAUCACGCCAUCAAAAUAAAGGGACCUCGAUUUGCAACGUGUUCAGAAUACAACACGCUCAGCUAGCAGCAGAACGAUUGUGAGAAACUUGAACGUAGAAAAGAAGCCAACCGCCGGGCUAUCUUCGCCAUCUGUAAGCCGCUUUUUCUGACGGAGACUCUUCUCAUUUACUUUGCCGCGGUUAAGAAAUUGUUAUGGAUGGUAUAGAAGGUGCUUACCGUCCAAGGAGUGAAUCAGGUGAAGUGAAAAAUCUGAGUGAUUUUGAAGUUAAGAUCACUCCUGAUACAAUGAAUGGUUCACAUGUCACAAAUGGGAGAGCAAAUAUGGCCGUCGAAAUCAAAGACGAAGGAGCUGAAAACAAGGAUGAAAGUGUUGAUAAAGAUAAAAAGGGAAAGAAAGAGAAGGAAGAAAAACCACCAGUUGUACCAUUACUCAAACUAUUUCGUUUUAGUGAUAAGUUAGAUGUUCUGCUUAUGGUGCUGGGAACCAUAUCAUCAAUUGGCCAUGGUGCAGCUGUUCCUCUACAGUUCAUUAUAUUUGGUGACCUGAUCAACAGCUUCAUUAAUUUUGACAAAUUCAAAUCAGACACCAACACAAAGCCAUUUGAUCUUGAAGGAGAGAUGACGCAAUUUGCCUUGUACUAUGUCUAUUUAGCAAUUGGAAACAUUGUUGUUGCAUAUGGUCAGAUGGCAUUUUGGUCUCUUACUGCCACUCGGCAAGUGAAGAAAAUGCGCUUGGCUUUCUUUCAAUCUGUCCUUAAACAAGACAUAGGUUGGUUUGACACGACAGAUCCAGGAGAACUCAACAGUCGGCUCACUGAGGACCUUGACAAAGUAAAUGAUGGCAUUGGUCAGAAAAUUGGCAUGUUCCUUCAAGCUAUCACAAUAGUUCUUGUUGGCUUCAUCAUGGGAUUUGUAUAUGGGUGGAAACUAACCCUAGUAAUAAUUGCUGUCAGUCCUCUUCUGGUUAUAGCAGGUGGACUUAUGGCAAAGAUGUUGUCUUCGAUUACAACCAAGGAGCUUGAUGCUUAUGCUAAAGCUGGCAGCAUAGCAGAAGAAGUACUAUCAUCAAUUCGAACUGUUGCCGCCUUUGGAGGAGAGAGGAAAGAAAUUGAAAGAUAUUCAUCCCACUUGGGAGAAGCUAGAGACUUUGGCACUAAGAAAGGUCUUAUGUCUGGUUUUGGCUUGGGCUUUUUUCAAGUCAUCAUGUUUGGCAGUUAUGCCUUAGCUUUUUGGUAUGGUGCAAAGUUAAUCAUUGAUGAAGAAAUGAAUGGGGGAGACCUGCUCAUUGUGUUCUUCUCAGUUAUGUUUGGAGCAAUGCAGCUUGGUCAGGCUGGUCCAAACUUUGAAUCCAUAGCAACAGCACAAGGAGCAGCUUAUAAAGUUUUCCUUGUUAUUGACAGGAUUCCUCCAAUUGACUCAAGUUCUACUGAUGGUGAAGUGCUAGAUCACAGUUCUUUCAAGGGAAACAUACAUUUCAAUAACAUUGAAUUUUCCUAUCCAUCGAGACCAGACAUAAAGACUUUAAAUGGUUUAGAUCUUGCUGUUGAAAGUGGACAGACUGUGGCGUUGGUGGGUGAGAGUGGUUGUGGAAAGAGUACAGUUGUUAAGCUUCUACAGAGGUUCUAUGACCCAACUGGCGGUGAGGUAACUGUGGAUGGCUUUAACAUUUGCAAUUUGAACCUGAAGUGGUUGCGUGAACAAAUUGGUAUUGUGAGUCAAGAGCCAAUUCUUUUUGCCACCACAAUAGCAGAGAACAUCAGGUAUGGCAAAGAUGGUGUGACACAAGAUGACGUUGAAAGAGCAACAAAGAUGGCUAAUGCCCAUGACUUCAUUAAAAAACUCCCACAAGGCUAUGAUACUCUUGUUGGGGAACGUGGAACUCAACUCAGUGGAGGACAGAAGCAGCGUAUUGCCAUUGCACGAGCUUUGGUAAAAGAUCCAAGGAUUCUGUUGUUAGAUGAAGCAACAUCAGCACUGGACAGCGAAAGUGAAUCAAUUGUUCAAGCUGCUUUGGAUAAAGCUCGUCAGGGUCGAACAACCAUUGUGAUUGCUCAUCGUCUGUCAACAGUUCAGAAUGCAGAUGUUAUAGCUGCUAUUCAGGAUGGUGUGGUGGUCGAGAAAGGAAGCCAUAAUGAACUCAUGGAGACUGAUGGAGUUUAUCACCAACUUGUCACACUACAGACUUUUGAAAAGGACGAAGACUAUGAAGAAAUUGUUUAUGAUAAUAAUAAAACAGAGGAUAUUGAGGAGAAAGAACAGACAGCAGCAGUGAACUUUAUGCGUAGCAUGUCCCAUAUGUCAAGUGACAGUGAGCAUGAAGACACUGAGCUUGAGAGGAAGCUUUCAAGAAGAGCAUCACAAAGAUUAUCUGCUAAGAGGAGGGGCAGUUCUGCAUUUGAUCGGCCAACUUCUGCCAAGUCUGUGGGUAAGAAUGACAAAGAUGAUAAAGAGAAAAUUGUGGAGGAGGAAGUGGAACCAGCUCCUGUUAUGCGUAUUAUAAAGUUAAACACUACGGAAUGGCCAUAUUUGGUUUUAGGAAGUGUGGCUGGGGCCAUUAAUGGACUGUUCCCUUUUGCCUUUGCAUUGGUUCUGUCUGAAAUUCUGGAGGUGUUUACUUUACAUGAUAAAGGUGAAAUGAAGAAGCAGUCGGAAUUCUGGUCACUCAUGUUUCUUGCUAUUGGUGUUGCAAGUUUUGUUGCAAAUGUUAUACAGAGUUUCAUGUUUGCCAAGUCGGGUGAACUGUUAACUUUACGCCUGAGAAAAAUGGCUUUUGAGGCCAUCCUAAGACAGGAUAUGUCGUACUUUGAUGAUCCACUGCAUAGUACUGGGGCACUGACCACAGCAUUGGGAACACAUGCCUCAGCUGUUAAAGGGGCCGCAGGUUCUCGGCUCGGCACUGUUGCGAUGGCUUUGAGUACGGCUAUUGCCUGCCUAGUGUACGCUUUUGUUAAUGGGUGGAAGUUAACACUCGUUGUUCUAGCGUUCAUCCCAAUACUGGUGGUUGCCAGUACAAUUCAGAUGCGCGUGUUUGUCGGAGGUAAAGUUUCUGAUGAUGGCGAAGAUGAGUUUGCUCAAUCUGGCAAGAUUGCUGUUGAAACAAUAGAAAAUAUUAGAACUGUGGCUUCUUUGGGCAGGGAAACCACUUUCUAUAACGAUUAUAGUCGAGCUUUGGUAGGCCCAUUCAAAAAGGCAAUGAAACGGGCACACUUGCAAGGGGCCUCGUUUGGUUUAUCAGAGGCGUUCAUGUUCUUCGCCAAUGCAGUAGCUUUCAGAUAUGGAGGGUACCUUGUGGUAAAAGGAGAGAUGGACAUGGAUGAAGUUAUGAAGGUGGUACUGUCCAUCUUGAUGGGUGGAUUUAUGCUGGGUCAAGUCAGCGCUUUGUCUCCAGACUAUGAGAAAGCCAAGAUUGCUGCUGCUCGUCUCUUCAAACUAUUUGAUCGCAAAUCUCUCGUGGACAGUUCAUCUCAAGAUGGUUUGACACCGAAUUCUAUGACGGGAACAAUCCAGUUAAGGAGCGUACGUUUCCGUUAUCCAACUCGACAAAAUGUCAAAGUACUGCGCGGAUUAACACUGUCAGUUCAGAAAGGACAGAAACUUGCCCUUGUUGGCUCGAGUGGCUGCGGUAAAAGUACAAUUGUUUCUCUCUUGGAGAGAUUUUACGAUGCUGAGGACGGAGAAGUGGCCAUCGACGGUAACAAUGUCCGAACUCUGAACAUUCAGUGGCUGCGCUCUCAUAUUGGUAUCGUGUCACAGGAGCCCAUAUUGUUUGGCUGCAGUAUCGCUGAUAAUAUCGCGUAUGGUGACAACUCUCGUCAAGUCAGCCAGGAUGAAAUAGAAGCCGCGGCCAAAUCAGCCAAUAUACACAGUUUCAUUAAUUCUCUCCCCAUGGGUUAUAAUACUUUGGUGGGAGACAAAGGAACUCUUAUCUCAGGAGGGCAGAAGCAAAGAAUAGCUAUUGCAAGGGCGUUGAUCCGCAAUCCACAUAUUUUGCUUCUUGACGAAGCUACCUCUGCCCUGGACACAGAGAGUGAGAAGGUUGUCCAGCAAGCUCUGGAUGCCGCUAGUGAGGGUCGCACAGCUAUCAUCAUUGCACAUCGACUGUCCACUGUGCAGAACGCUGACAUCAUAGCAGUGAUUCAUCACGGGCGCGUAGCAGAGCAAGGCACUCAUCAAGAACUGUUAAACCAGAAAGGAGUUUAUUACAGUCUUGUUACGGCGCAAAUGCAGAACACAAAUAAUUAGCUUUGUGAAGUGUGAGCAGUUUGAUUGACCCGAUUUAAGUCAAAUUUGUUUUCAUGUACAUCUCUGUAAUGGAAAGAAAAGUGUUCCUUUCCUUCAGAUGUAGAGCUAAUGUUCUCUUACACACCAUGGGUGCAUCACAGUGUAAUGAAAGAAUUCAUUCGUUACAUUAUUAUUUAGGUAUCAUAAAGUUAUUUUUUCAGGCUGGUUUGGUGACCAGACAUGGAAUUCUUCUAGUAUUACCAAUGCUUAAUUUUUUCAAACGGUUUAAAAAAAAAACCCAUUUUCCCUCAUCUAAUUACAUUUUUUCUUUGUUUUUCUGAUAUGUUCGUAUAUUUUGCUCCAUCCGCGACGUGAGCGUUUGGAAAAUUAUUUUAUAUAGGCUUUUUUGUUUGUUUGUUUUCGACAACAAUCAGGCCUUAGAAGGUUGUAGCCAGGAGUCUUUAUUUAUCAUCAUAAAUAUAUAUUUAUAUGCGUAUAUAGUUUUUUUUUUUAAUUAAGCAUAAAAGUUUCAGUUGACAAGUGGCCAAACAAGUGCGAGGGAACCAUCAAUAUUCGAUGAAUUUGGUAGCGUACUCUCCGGAAUUCUGUGGUGAUGAACGUUCUUGCAACAGAAGUAAAAGUUUAUGUUUGAACAUGUUUCGCGUCUUAGCAUACAGAGACGUUCCUUUUAGAGGUUUUGUAAGAAAUUUCAAUUAGUUUUUGUUAACUUUCUAUGAUGAUGAACGUUCCCUUGUAAAGAGGAACUUCCAUAGUCGUAUCUAUUGAGGAUAAAUACUGUACAACCAUACAAUAGAAAUCAAUAUGUAUUUACUAAUAUGCUAGCGUUAGCAUAUUUAAUACUGAAACUAUACACUGUUGUGUUAUUGUAACCACGUUAACAUAUUUUAUAAUGAAACCUUAACUUUUUUUAACCACAUGUAGAAAGGUAGAGCCUUCCUUUGCAUAGAUUGCUCGUUUGAGAGGAUAGUACAUGGAGACGAGAGAACGUGAAUUUUUAAAUUUGGGUGGUAUAAACGGCAUUCUUCGAAUUAGAGAGUAGAAUAUUGUCUGAAACUCAAGAACGUUGAGUUCACGUGUAUACCACCAUGUUUUCCAUCAUAUCAUUGAUGUGAUAAUAAGGACAUUUUAUGUUUACAUUAAUACCGCUUACAUCAGACUUAAUCAAGCUGAUGAGCCACCCACGGAUACUCAGCUUUUUUAAAAUUAGUGUAAUCUCCGGGAAAAAAACCUAUUUAGUCUUGUGAACGGCAUAUGGAGUUACCCUUUUACAAUGUCCUUUGGGGAAGUGGUCAAUAAACGUGUAUGUAUGUAUGUAUGUAUGUAUGUAUGUAUGAUUUAAAUUUCGACAAUUCCGUCGUAAAGUGGAAUUAAAGUAGUAAUGCAAAUUUA
This is a messenger RNA of Stylophora pistillata, 5701 nucleotides long. Its product is annotated as ATP-dependent translocase ABCB1. Gene Ontology annotation, cellular component: mitochondrial inner membrane. Lineage: Eukaryota; Metazoa; Cnidaria; Anthozoa; Scleractinia; Pocilloporidae. Gene Ontology annotation, biological process: oligopeptide export from mitochondrion. Gene Ontology annotation, molecular function: ATP binding; ABC-type oligopeptide transporter activity; ATP hydrolysis activity. The record is from RefSeq and is a predicted model, not a curated record.